AUGGCGCUGGUUGAAUUGAUUUUCAGAAAAACCCUUCGCUCGUCGCUCAUCAAGCAUGUGAAUCGCCAAAAAUCUCCUGGCCGAAAGACGGUCUCGUUUUCAUCGAGGAACAACGAUAAGAAAAUAUCGAAUGUCAGCGACUGUUGGCACUAUAUGCAAACUGGCAGCGAAUUCAUUAAGCUCCGUGGACCAACCAGGCAUUUUCGACGGUUUUUCAGCCUGGAUGCCGACCUCUCACACAUUCGAUGGACUCCAACCAACAAGAAACCUCAUAAAGCUAGGAUUGCAAUUGAAGAUAUUCGUGAGAUUCGAGUCGGGAAGAACACGGAACAAUUGCGGCACAGCGACGCAAAUUUCGGCGAACUCCAAGACGAAUGCCUGUUCUCCAUUAUCUACGGCGACGACUAUGAAACUCUGGACCUCGUUGCUAGUUGUGCCGAUGAUGCGAACAUUUGGGUCACCGGACUCAUGGCACUCACCUCUACCAAAUGUGAGCAAUGA
Molecule: messenger RNA, 501 nt
Organism: Haemonchus placei
Lineage: Eukaryota; Metazoa; Nematoda; Chromadorea; Rhabditida; Trichostrongylidae
Source: the annotation of a GenBank genome assembly